AUGUCUUUGGAAAACAAAGCUCGAGCUCUUCCACAGCAGGGCAGAAUUUCGCCAAGUGACCAUCUGAAGAACCCCCUGGAGCAAAUAGUCCAACUCGCAGCUAGACCCGAGCUACAGAGCACAGCCAGCAUUUUCGAUGAAAUCAAUCGCCGGCAGGCGGAAAUAAAUGCCAAGGAAGCCGAGCUAGCCAAAGCUCAAAAUGAUCUUAAGGCCCUGAAAGGUAAAACAGAAGACGCAGUCGAAGUGAUGUUUACUGCGAACGAAAAGCUCAAGGCCAAGUUAAGAGGUGUCAAAGAGGAAAAUGGGUUACGCCUCCAGUCCCUUGAGGCUAAGGAUAAGGAUCUCAACGAGCGUGCUGAACAGAUAAGCGGACUCAAAAGCGAGCUGAAGAAUCUACAGGCGGGCCAUUCCCAAGAAAUUGAAAAGGCGGCUCAAUUAUCUCGCGAUAUUACUUCUCUUCAGGAAAAACUCAAAGAGAAAGAAAAGAUGAUCGACAAAAUGAAGGCUGCUGGCUCUAAUUUGAAGACGCUACUAUCUGAAGAGCAGAAGAAGAGCGCGGAACUUGAGAAAGAGAGAAUAGUAUUUCACGAAGAAGGGCAAAAGACUUUAGCACAGCUUCGGAAGCUGGAGAGUUUCGCCGUACGCGGUGCCGAAGCCGACGAAGAUACAAUUGUCGAAGCUCUCAGUACUAAAAUGGCUUGGGACAAAUUCCAAAUGGAUAGCGAGCUUGCAGUCCGGCAUCAUGUCCCCUUACUUGCUUUUAAUUCUCCUGCUGCGAAAGGAAUGCGACUGGCUGUGAUACUAGCCAUUCUCGCCCGAGAAAUUGACACGAAUAUUUUCCAGCCAAAUUAUCUUUUCUCAGACACAGAACUAAGGGUGGUUUUAUGUGACCUCGCUACCGUUGACGGCGGGAAAGAGUCGUUCUGUCGGUCUAUGUUACUUUCCAUCGAUCACAGCGCCCAGCAGGUAUCUAUCCAGUCCAGGAUUCAAACUGUGGUGUGUAACGUGUCAAACUCUCUAUUCGGUGUGCUCUCAGAAGCCCAAUUUGGCGAGUUUCGACAGAGAAUAGAAAAUGUCGUGACGAGGGCCAUUGAGACUUGGCGUCCCAUCCAGUCUGCUAGCAAGAAGUACGAGACGGAUUUUGAACCGCUCAAGUGGGAUGAUAAUGAUUGGACUCAGUUUCAAUUUCCCGGCGACAAUAAUGAUCAAAACGAAGCGGCUAACAGCCACCAAGGCAGCAACCUUCUUACCGUUUUCCCCCGUAUCUCUUGGGUGAACAAUGAUAAGCGCCAUCCCCACACUUUUGUUGUCCAGCUCAUGGCAUCUCCAGCUCAUGGCAUCUCCAGCUCAUGGCAUCUCCAGCUCAUGGCAUCUCCAGCUCAUGGCAUCACAAAACCA
This is a messenger RNA of Penicillium daleae, 1398 nucleotides long. RefSeq lists its product as uncharacterized. The transcript is spliced from 3 exons. The annotation marks the transcript as partial. Lineage: Eukaryota; Fungi; Ascomycota; Eurotiomycetes; Eurotiales; Aspergillaceae. The record is from RefSeq and is a predicted model, not a curated record.